Messenger RNA from Diuraphis noxia (Russian wheat aphid), 555 nucleotides. RefSeq lists its product as uncharacterized. The record is from RefSeq and is a predicted model, not a curated record. NCBI's taxonomy places the organism in Eukaryota, Metazoa, Arthropoda, Insecta, Hemiptera, Aphididae.
AUGUCAGGGGAAAAAAUUUUUAUUGAGAAAUUUGGCAAGAAGUACUACUGUCUUCGACAAAGAAAUACGAUACAAUGUUGCCAAUCCCCCUGCAAAAAUAAAAAAAGUGAUCCUCUGAACGACAGUAGUAAAUCUGAAAAUUGCAAUAGAAAAAAAGGAACACCAAAYAAUGAGAAAAUUGUAAAACUCCAUCAGUUGGAUGUUGAAGAAAAUGAGCUCUACAAAUCUGUAGACAAAUUGGAGAAUAUGGUGUCUUUUAAGUUGUCUAAUAUUAAACGAUUCAAGCCACCAGCUAACAAAAAAGCAUAUUUUGAAACAAAAUUACACGAAUUUACAAGAAUUAAUGAAUUAGCCGUGCGUAUUUUAGAUGAAAUACAAUACUCGACUGAUGUGAUCUAUGAUUUAAAAAUGGUACAAAUCAUAUUUAAUCAUAAUCUCUCACAACUUCAAUUCAUUGAGGAUGAACAAAAAUAUAUAUCGGAAAGGAUGAAGAAGAUAAAAUUGAGUUGUAUAAAUAGAUUUUUAAAAUUUGUAUCAUGUCCUUGCUGUUCGUAA